Desarmillaria tabescens is the source of this 289-nucleotide messenger RNA. RefSeq lists its product as uncharacterized. NCBI's taxonomy places the organism in Eukaryota, Fungi, Basidiomycota, Agaricomycetes, Agaricales, Physalacriaceae. The transcript is spliced from 2 exons. Bases 4 to 234 code for a protein of 76 amino acids. The record is from RefSeq and is a predicted model, not a curated record.
ACUAUGCCUGGACAUGCCAAAUCAAACUCGAAAAAGUGUCAGAUUGCUCACAAAUGCCAUGACCAGCUAAUGGAAAAGGCAGUCAUUGCAUACAAGAAUGAGCUUGUCAAACUACCUGGUGCUCCUCGGAAAGGUGCAAGAAAAAUCUGCAAAGAUUUUGAGGCUGUAUAUCAGAGAGAGACUGGAAAGGAGAUCUCACUUUUCUAUAGCACUCGAGCGAUUCCGAGUAGCUGACUAAUGAGGUUUGGGUAUAUGGGCCGGACUGUUUCAAUGACUCAAAAUAGCCUAG